Molecule: messenger RNA, 890 nt
Organism: Paramecium primaurelia
Lineage: Eukaryota; Ciliophora; Oligohymenophorea; Peniculida; Parameciidae
Source: the annotation of a GenBank genome assembly
AUGAGGAAUAAAAUGACUAUAACUCAAGAUAAUAAUGUUAGAGAAUAUCCAAGUUUACUUGUUACUGAAAUUUCAGAGAAGUAUAUGGUUAAGUUCAAGAAAAUUGAUGAAUUUUAAAAAUAAAUUGAGACUAGUUUUGUUUUAAAGAGUUUACAUAAGAUAAAUCAUGAGACACAUAGUUUCAGAUUAAUCAAAUUAUAGGAUACUCUAUUUAGAUAAAGAAGAAAAAGUGAAUGUGAUGGAGUGAUUUCUGAAAAAAUUGUAUUUAUCUAAGUUAUGAUAAGCUAAACAUAGAUAUGAAAUACCCAAAAACAACAAUAGAAUAACACUAAUUUUUAGAUAGAGUUAAAGCUAUGCGUAGAAAAGCAAUAAAGGGAAGAAUGAAGAAUAAAUUUUAGAAAUCUUUCAAGAAAAUAGAUACAACAAAACCUAGCUAAUUUAAUCCUUAACAUCAUCAUACAAUUUAAACUCGUGAUUCCAUAUAUGGAAGUUUAUAAGAAAUAAAAGUAUUCAGAACUUUUACCAAAGAUCGUGCUUACCAUUAACGAACAUUGAAGAAAAAAGGUUCUGAUUCAAUUUGUGAUUCUCCAUGUACACCUAGUUUUCAUAUUAGCAGAAAUACAUAGAAAAUAGGAGUAACACAAAAAUAAAAAUAAUUUGUUUUACUCUAAUUGAAUAAGUUCUACCCCAAAACUUUUGAAUUAUUAAAGAAAGAUUCCACACUAAAGAUUUUAUCAGAAACCAAAGAAAGUUAAUCUUAAAUUCAUGGUAUUACUUAAACUGCCUCAAUAAUCUUACAUAAAUUUUAACCUUACUUUUGCAAUUAAAAAGUAAUGAAUCUAAAAAAAUCUUGGAUCACCUCUUCUUCUAGAGUUAAGACUGUGUUCUGA